AGAAGAUAUGCCUUGCUUCAUCUUGUGCAAACUGGUUUUCUAAAUAGAAUUAAGGCAGCAACUCAAGGAUUCAACCCUACUAACUAUGACCUUUCUAGUUACAUUAGUGGAGCAUCAUUAGAUUAUAACUUAAAGAAGUACUUGAAGGAUAACUUUCAGAAGUUCCUAUGAGGGUUAUGGAACAAGCUAGUGAAAAUUCAAGAUUGACUUGGAGAUUGGAGGUAGUAAAAACAUUUUUAGAAACUUGUAUUCAAGAAGUGUCAUUGAAUGGGAGACAAGGAAGUAGUUUGAAGCUAGAUUGAUGGAACAAGGUUAAGGUUGUUCUGCAAACUUCUCAUGACUUUAUAGUCACACAAAAGAAGAUGAAGAACCAUUAUGAUUAUCUAAAAGAAAAAUAUCAAGCUUGGUUGCCAAUAACUAAAAAGACUGGUAAUAUUUAUGAUCCAGCAACCAAUACCAUUCUAAUGUCUAACGAGGAGUGGGAUGAGUACAUAAAGGCUCAUCCAAAAGCCAAGACAUUGAGGAGUGCACCUCUACCCUUUUCGGAACUUUGUACAACAUUAUUUGAGGGUUCUACUGCAACAGGAAUUCAUGGUUGGAGUCCAAGUUGUACUACUCCGCGGCCCGGUGCCUCUUCUGUAUCUACUAAUAGAGAUAUAGAUUCACUUGAUGACAUUGAGGAUCUACUUGGUGACAAAAAUAAAGGAGCUUCUAAAGAUUCUCCAUCUCAAUCUUCAAUCCCAAUUGAAAAAAAGAAUUUGGGAAAGAAAAGAAAAAAUGCAUCGUCCCGAUUAGAAAUUGAUGAGAAGAUGAGUGCUGCAUUGGAGUUACUGAUUAACAAAAACAAUGGACCUGAUGUUGAAGAAUGUAUAGAAAAACUAGACAGGCUUGGAUGGGAAGAGCCAUUGUACUCUGCAGCUCUUAGUAUAUUUUGUGAAGGUGAUAGCUACACAAAAACAUGGAUGAAACUGUGAGGGGUCGACAAAUUAGAGAAUUAUGUCAGAACCAUGGGGAAAAAUUUGGGAAUUCUUUAAUUUUUCUAAUUAGCUAGUAUCUAUGUUAGAUGCAGAUUUUAUGGAAUCUAGUCUUUUUUUUUUUAAUUAUAACCUCCGGAACUUUGUAGU
This is a messenger RNA of Lycium barbarum (goji berry), 1124 nucleotides long. RefSeq lists its product as uncharacterized. The transcript is spliced from 3 exons. NCBI's taxonomy places the organism in Eukaryota, Viridiplantae, Streptophyta, Magnoliopsida, Solanales, Solanaceae. Bases 363 to 974 code for a protein of 203 amino acids. The record is from RefSeq and is a predicted model, not a curated record.